Messenger RNA from Durusdinium trenchii, 441 nucleotides. The record is from the annotation of a GenBank genome assembly. NCBI's taxonomy places the organism in Eukaryota, Dinophyceae, Suessiales, Symbiodiniaceae.
AUGGGCGACGGCACGCUGCUCUCCGCUGAGCGGCCCUACGUUGUGGCUUGUGCUUAUGCAACUUGGUUGAAGACCAGUAGCCCCAAGGGGCAGGGCGACAGCUUGUCUUCAACUGCCCCAUACCUGCGUGACAUUGCAACCAACAUCAUCGACAGGUGCUCCUUGCCGGAUCUGAAGUCAGUGCAGUUUGCUGUAAUCGUCAGGUUGAAUUUUGCAGUGCUCGCCAGGGUACAGAAGAAGCUGAACGAAAGCUGGUGGCAAGGCAAGGAUCUCAUGAGCUUCAGAGAGAACAUUUUCCUGCCUGUGCUGUUCAAGCCAAAGGGCAGCUACAUCCAGUUUGUACUGUAUGAUUUGGAUCCCCAGAAGAAGCCCAUCGCCUUUGCUUCUAUCACUCUUUCGCAGGCGUGGGAAAGGCAACUUGUAAACCAAGCUGAUGUUUGA